Molecule: messenger RNA, 5939 nt
Organism: Neolamprologus brichardi
Lineage: Eukaryota; Metazoa; Chordata; Actinopteri; Cichliformes; Cichlidae
Gene: fam222ba
Product: family with sequence similarity 222 member Ba
Source: RefSeq, a predicted model, not a curated record
UAGCUAGUUUAUAUUGUGCAAUGUGACAGCCACCAGUGCGGAUUAAGCUGAGCUGUAUUUGGCUGCUAAAGUAUCAUCGUCAUCAUCAUCACACUCGUAUGUUCACCGAUUAAAAUGUCAUCAACAAUGAUGCAGGUAGUUUUGCGCCUCAUCUCAAGCUAAAUCGUAAGUGGUUCUCCAAUAAGAAGCCAGUUGCGGAUGAAAGUUACAAGUUCGGUUAUUUUAUACUGCUUGCUACCUUCAAAGUUGUCUACCCCUGGCUAGUGUCCGAUAUAAUCAUGAAAGCGUGCAACCAUUUGCCAAGAUUUAGAGCCUCGGCCGUCUCCACUCGACUGUACAGAUGCUGUGCGCCCUCCUUGCUCUCCAGGCGCGUCUGCAAAUGGCACCUCUUAAACAUAACGCCACGGGGAAGUGUUUCCACCUGCAAAAGCAAGUGUUAAAGGUGAUAACAAAAGGUUGACGUCACCGAGCUCAUCCUGAUCCUGCCGCACAACCUCGACCGCUGAGGAGGUGGAGAAGGAGGAGGAGGAGUGCAGGAGUAGUUUCAGAGGACGAGAAGAGCUUCUGUUUUUAAUGCUAGGACGUCUAAUGGUUCGUGUCUGGAAGGAAAAGGUCUAUCUCUGAUCAAAUUUCGGGUAUCCUAAGGGCGCACUUAACUAAUGGGAUCCUAUCGACGUUUCUCCCCCUCCGAGCCCAAUCUUUACACGGCGGAAUGUUAAUGUUGUCACAGCCUGUCCGUGUUGUCUUUGGCUGCUCUGCUUUUAUUGCUGUAAUCGGUCUGUAAUGUCAUGGAGCUUGUGACGGAUUUGAUUAAAAGGCAACUCUUCUGUUCUAUGAGUGGCCGGACUAUGGAAGUUAUCUGCUUUGCGCUUCACAUGUGUGAGGAGAAGUGUGUGUCCCAUGUUGCAUUAGUGUCUGUGUGAAAUGCUGGCCUGUCUGCCAGGGCCAGGUGACCUCCCCCUCCAGCUUCUCCCCCACACGCAGAUGAACACUGGACUUCAGAAAUGGGACACCACACAAAGGAUGAGAUCCGCUCCGUUUCCAACCCCUGCAGAAUUGGAUGCAUAUGCUAAGAAGGUUGCCAACAACCCCCUCACCAUUAAGAUCUUCCCCAACAGUGUCAAGGUCCCCCAGAGGAACCACGUGCGCCGUACUGUCAACGGGCUGGAUACGUCAGGCCAGCGCUACAGCCCUUAUCCUUCCUCUCAGGCCAGUGCCAAGACAGGCCUCCUCGCCAUCGUCAAGGUGCCCACUGUCAAAGGCAUCCUAAAAGAUUUUGACGGUAGCCGGGCUCGCUUGCACCCUGACGUCAUCAUGAACCCCCUUACGGGACCCUAUCAGGUGGCUUCAACCAGCACUUUAAACCACCAGGUGCAGAACCUUCCCCGGCCCCAGCAGAGGUUACCCCUUCCACUGCAGGACCCCCCUCAGACUGUGCAUAUACCCCUUCCCCAGCAGCAGGUGCACACCCAGAGUCUCAGACAGCCUCCCCCAAUGGCCCAGCACCCUCAGGGCCCAGCCAGACUCCAGACUCAGUCUCAGCACCCAGCUCUCGGGCAACCACAGGGGCCACCUACUGUCAUGCUCCAGCAGCAGCACCUUCAGCAGCAGCAGCAGCCUCCACCUGGCCUGCAGGGAAGCAGAAAGCUUCCCGAUGGCGAUGCACCACCUAAUGUUACUGUCUCUACCUCAACCAUUCCACUCUCUAUGGCUGCUGGUCUGCACCAGGGCCGCCAGGCUGACCUGAACACCAUUGUACAUCAGAUCAACCAAUUCUGCCAAGCUCGGGCCCAGGGUGCAGGAACCACCUCCAUGUGUGAGGGCCAGAUCGCCAACCCCAGCCCCAUCAGUCGCAACCUGCUUAUCAGCGCUUGUUCUAGGGUUUCCAUGCACAGUAACCCUGCCACCCCUGGCUUCCCCCCACCCAACUGCAUCAUUGGCUCUCAAGAGAAAGCCACAGCCCCAGUGGGAGCUCACCCUCCACCCAGUGUGGCUGCUAUGAACCACUUGCCUUCCAACCACACUGAUCUCAAGCAGCAGCACCAGCUGCAGCAGCACCAACUGCACCCACAUCAGAAUCAGCAGCAGCAGCAACUACAACACACCACGCAGCAGCAGCAGAAGAUGCGCUCUUGGAAUCAGCAUCAGUUGGCUCAUGUACCCCACAUUCAGAAUGGGGGGAGCCACCUCUGCAAGCAGCCUUCCAGGGACGCCACCUUCCAUUUUAAGGGCAUGGGCUACCCUGCAGAGGUGUGCGUGGGUCAGCCUUACUCACUAAAACCUCCCGUAGAGAGGCCCACCCCCUCCCCACCUGUUAACAACAACGGCAUGCCCGGCCCCAUGGCCCACUACACUAACGGUCACUACUUCCAGUCGCACAUUUGGAACAGCAGCAUCCUACCCACACCCAACAGUGACAGCUCCGGGUCUCAGGACAUAGCCAUGCCAUUCCACGGUGCAGGCCCAGGAGGGUGCACCACGCUAGACUGUGGGCCCCCUGGGGCUCCCCAUUACCGGCUAGGAUCAAGCUCCUCCUCCUCCUCCUCCUCCUCCGCCCAGACUAAUCUGAUGCAAACAGCAGAUUACUUGGGUGGGGACUUCCAGACGCCCUAUUUCCGCGAUCAGAAUCUAGGGUUGAUGGGCAAGAUGCACAGGCCCCCUCUGAGCAGGGUAGGUCCAGAGGUUGGGGAUGGCAGAACCGCUCUCAUCCAGCACCCAGGGUACAGAUAAGCUAUGGCCUUGUCUCCACAACUGUUAUCAGCACCCUUUGUUUAGUCUUAAGAAAGGAAACAUGAAUAAAACUCAACUUAUAACUUAAGCAAAUGACUGCUAAUGUUAAAGAGGGUAAAUUAAUAUAUUUAAUGAAGAUCAGUAGGUUUUUUUUGUUUGUUUGUUUAAUCUUGCAAGUGAUCAAUUGCUAAUUCUAGGUUUGUUAACGAGGGCUUCUAACUGGCACUUCAUACUGUUUAUUACCUGCUUUUUUCCCUUGAUGAUACUUGUCAAUUUACGUGCCUGGAUCUCAAGUGAUCCUGUGUCAUUUCUACUUCAGACCUGCCACUAAAGUUUCCUUAUGCAUGCAAGAAAGAAAAACAGAUCCCUCUCUGAAAAAACAUCUGCUUUUUUUUUUCUUCCUGUAACAGGACCAUGUCAGGAAAUUUUUUGGUUCCGACUAGGUUCAUUAAAUUCGUUUCAUUUCGAUGAUUAAACGCAGUCACUUCAGGACAAAAGAGAGAGCGAUAACCGUGCUUCAAUGCAAAGCCAUCAGUUAGUGAAGUAUAACAGAGUCCAGCUGGGACCUGUUCCAGAAAGCAGGUUUAGUUAGUUUGAGUUGAUGAAGUUCAGGGGGGGGUGGUUGCAGCUGGGUCAGUCAGCUUAGGUGAUAUUAAACAAAAAAAAGCAGUUAUCAGUGGAGCUCCGAGACCAACAUUCACUAUGGCAACGGGUAAAUGAAGAGCAAAUUUUCCACUUUAAAUGGAAAUAUGAAUGUUUGUCAAUCUGUCACAUUUUUCUUUUUUUCUUUCUUUCGUUUUUUUAAAGCCACAUUUUAUUCACCAUUGCAAUAAUUUAUUCAGCUUGAAUUUUACUUAUUUAUUUAAUGGAAGUUGGAAUCCUACCUUUUAUUGGCUACAAUAUCUGAAUAAAACAUUGUUGCAACCUGAAGGCUGAAAUACAGGCGACAGCAGCGGAAUAUUGGAAUAUGGAUCAAACAGAUAUGAUGGCAUUUAAUUACUGUAACGUCAAAGUGUGUUGUAGUGAUUUGCAGUAAAAAACUGACUGUACCUUUUAAGACAGCUUUGUUGCAUUUGCUCAGUAGCAUAUAUUGACCUCAGCAUGUGUGCAUAUUUCACAUGCUAUGGGAACACUUUUGGACUGUCUGCAGUCAGUAAGACUCAAAGACUCAUUCUGAACUACAUGUAGCUUGGUUUAAAAAGCUGGUUUCAGCAGGUACGCAAUCAUCCUCCCUCAGUCAUCUUCACCAUGUUAUGCCGCUGUGAUAAAAUAGGAUAUAUCAUGAGAUAUGAUAAUAAUACUUGAAGUAUGUACCUUAUAAACGAUAGUAUGGCCAAUAAACAGGACAAGCUUCAUGCAGAGGAUUUUUUUUUAACAGGGAUUAUGCCAAUAUGCAGUUUAGUGUCGAGAAAGUGGUUAAGAACCUGACAGCUGCCAUCCUGUCUACAGAGUUAUAACGGAAGACCAUGUAGCAUGCAAUAGAUUUUAUUCUUCCAUGUCCACGGAUCGCUGUAUGUCCAGAUCGAUAGUCUUGAAAGGAAGAAAGUCCUCGGACAACAAAGUCAAUAUUCAACCAGAUAGUAACCUAACUCUCAACUCUGCAUUCACUGCUGGAUAAUAGGAGGUUAAAAAGAACCUGCAGGUUAGAGUCACAGAGUCUGUUAUGCCAAUUGACUGAUCCAGAGUUCCUCAUGUCAAAGUUAACAAACCUCAAAGUCUGGCUAAAUCUGCUUUCUGGAAUAGGCCUCGGGCAAAGCUUGCAGUAUGCACACAUGCACAAAGGGGUUCUCCUUCUUUUUAAAUGUCAUUAUUUGUAUAAUAGGAUUCUUCAAGAUUGAUACCUCUCCGUCACUUAAGGAAGUCUGUAAUCAGGUUGUUUGUACAUAUUUAAGUUCCAAGAGGGAACAAACAAGUUGAAAAAACUUUGAUGCUUGGUCCUGCUUCACAUGCUGCAAUGAAUUCAGGUGUUUAAAAGGGAAAGAAAAAAGAGAAAAAGAAAUAAAGGCAUAACAGACUGCGUUAGUGCCACGCUUGGCAGCAAGAUUGUGAAAUGUUUAUGACAAGGAAGGUUGUGAUAAAAUUUACUCCUACCUUUUUAAAAGCGACCAAAGUCAGGUUAACAAGGACACACUGUUAGGAAGCGGUGCCAUUUUUAAAGUUCGUGUCCUUUUCAGAUCGUCUUUGUAUCCAUGACAAAUGUGUUUACUUGAAUGUUUGAGAUGAUUUGUUUUGAAGGUAUUGAAAGGCACAGACAAAAGUCUCUGAAGUAGAUGAAAUCCGCGUCAAUGCCCCGUAGGAACUCACUACACGCCUAGCUAGAUUUGUGGUCCCAACAAUGGGCACCUCAGCGAACUAAGUUACGUGUUGUUGCUACUGAUGCUGAUGCUGAAAUGAAAAGACCAAAUUGAUCACUUGCAAGAUCACUCGGAGGUAAACGAAGCCCGACUUUUAAGUGAAACAGCAAAUGCAUUGUUUAUUUUAUUGUACACUGGCUUACCUACUAGACUACUGUAACUUUAAAGUUUAAUGAUUGUGUAUGAAUGCUGCCUGUGGAUGUGGGAACGGUUAAGGGUGAGUGUGUGUGUGCAGUAGACAGUGUGUGUGCGUGAGAUAUAACGCAAUGGCACCCAUGUUUUGUUCUCCUAACCCCCUAAUGACCCUUAAAAAGCCUUAAGUGUUUGGUCCUUGGACUUUCCUUUGAAAAUGAGCAUGGUUUAAUGAAAACCCCAAAUAAGAAGGAAGAGGCAAUGGUAAGGAUCCACAGAAACAGCAAUUUUAUUUUGCUUUUCUUUUUUUUUUUCUUUUGACUUUUGACUUUAAUGGAAGUUUUGUUGAAUAGGCAGAGCAAUUCCUUAGAUAUUCUUUAUUAUGUAAAGUGAGGAAAAUGAGUAAUAUUUUGUAAUUAUAUAUUUUUAGCAAUGUGUAGUUUUUUGAGCUGUAACAAUUUUUUUUUCUUCUCCCUCCCCUCCCCACAAAGUUUCAAAGCUUCAGUUUGCAGUUGUGACUAUUUAUAAUACUUGAUUUGCUUGUUAUUUAAAAAUUUAUUUUCUUUCUUUAUUUCUUGUACUGUUGCUGUGAAAUGGAAGAAGGUCCACGAACCUUUCUUUUGUGUCAUUCUGUACGACAGAUAAGAGGCAAGAGCGUGAGAGUUGUGCUACUCUUUUUGUAAUAUUGUAAUAAUAAAAUAAAGUUCUAAUUUAUGCUUUGAA